UGCCAUGUGCGGCCGGGGGAGGGCCCGCGGGGACCACAAAAGGCGCUGGAAAACACACACUAAGAGGCGGCGAGUCGCCGCUCGACUGCUGCGCCGAUGUUUAUCAAGCCGUUGCCGACGCCAGAAUAGUACAACUGUGCCGAUUUACGCCGCGUUCGAGCGGAUUAGAAAAGCCGGCCGUGCCGAGCCAGUCUGCUUCUCCGUACCUCCGCCACCACACGGUCUCGCGAAACGAGCUAGCGCUAACUAGCAUGUAGCGGGUUAACGUUGGCUCGUUGGCGCAACGCUGACCGCUGAAAUAACGUCACGGAGGCGCACUCGUGGUUUAUCUGUUGUCGCCGCCGGCGUCGGGUGUUGUGUUAACGGGAGAAGACGGUUGGUUUUUCUUUCUGGUCGACCGCGGCUCUUGUUUAGCGGUCGGUGGUUUGAGUUAGCAGUGCCACGCUAGCUGUUAUUUGGAUUACACGGUCUGCCCAGGAGGAAGCCAUCACCAUGCUCCAACCGGGUCUUUGUGCAACGUGACUGAAGCACCGGCGAGAUGACACACACACACACACACACACACACCGCCAGUGUUAACCUUUCUUGUGAUAAAGCCAUGGAUCUGUCGUGGAACUAUCCGUAAAGAACCGCUCGUGGCUGCUGGUGUCCCGAGUCUCGCCACACCGGGCGAUGAACGGCGCAGGUGGUUCUGUCCGCCCACCUGCUGAGUGACACCGCUGCCGGGCUCCAGGCACACACCUCGGUUACCCGGGGCUUGUCCGGCAGCAGAGGCGAAGUGUCGACCAUUUGGUUUGUGCACAACAACAACAGCACCAUGCCUGAGUUGCAGCGUGGAGCCGCAAGGUCCCACCUCCAUGACAGCAGAGCUCAGACAAAAUACACACUAAUCGACGAGCAGGACAUACCGCUUGUGGAAAACUACGCCUUUGAGGCACGCAUGGAGGUAGAUGCAGACGGCAACGGAGCGAAGAUCUUCGCCUACGCUUUUGACAUCGGUAAAGGCCGCUGGGCAGGGAGGCCGUUGCAUGAGCUCCUGUGGGAGAAGCACAGAGGAGGCAUUGCACCGAGCUUUCAAGUCAUCCACAUCAACUCUGUGACGGUGGACAACCGGCUAGACAACCUGCGACUGGUGCCAGUGGGCUGGAGCCCCAAGCCGGAGGAGAUUUCCAGCAAGCAAAGAGAGCAGUCUCUGUACUGGCUGGCCAUCCAGCAGGUGCCGGCCGACCCUGUGGAGGAGCAGUAUCUGGAGCUGAGCCGCACACGCUACUACAACGCUAACGGGGAGCUGGUGGAGGAAGAGGAAUGCUCCUGCACCUACUACGAGUGUCAUUAUCCUCCCUGUUCACUCAUUGAGAGGAGGCUGCGGGAGUUCAACAUCUGCGGUCGCUGCCAGGUAGCACGCUACUGUGGCUCCCAGUGUCAGCAGAGGGACUGGCCUGCCCACAAGAAGCAGUGUCGCGAGCGCAAGCGAGUGCUGGCCCUGGAGUCGGAGCCCGAACGAUGAUCUGCCUUCAUCCUCGCCUGGGAGAGGAUGAGGGAGAAUUAGGGUGGGAGGGAGGGGGUGGGGGGCAUCACGUUUGGACUUGUGGGAGGGGAGCGGGUAUGGAUUGCAAAAUGGGGAGAUUUGCUGACAAGAGACUAACGACAGAGGACAAUGUUGGUUGCUUGAUUGUUUGGAUUCGAGGCGGGGGAAAAAGAGAGGACUGAGGAGGGGGAAGAAGAAUAAAGCAAAAAGACAUCUGCCACUUCCCAGAACUGGUAGUUCUCCAUAGCUUGCUUUUCAUUUGGAUGACGGGGAAAGUGUAUAAUUAUUAUUAUUAUUAUUAUUAUUAUUAAUAUUAUUAUUUUCUUUUUUGUUCAAGUUUUUUUUUCCUUAAUCGAGGACGCACACCCUCGAUCUCUACCUGCUGCUAUGGUUUUGUAUGUGAGGGGGGGAAAGUUGUCUUGUUGAUGAACUGGACAAGCUUCUUUGGACCACAGUCGAACAUGGACAGUUCCUCCACCCGGCCGCUGGGUGUGGUGACAUCUGAGGAGGGUAGCUACAGUACCGGCUGGUACAAUGGGACAUGGACCUUUUCACUGUAUCGCUCCCUCUCUGACCUCUCUGGGGCACCCGCCUGCCGUCUUCAUGGUCAUCGACACCUUAGCCGCCUCCCUGUCUGUCGUACUCACCACACAGCCAACCACGACACUCAUCAGAUAGAUUUCACUGAUUGAACCACACUACCAGUAUUGUGUGUGUGUGUGUGUGUGUGUGUGUGUGUGUGUGUGUGUGUGUGUGUGUGUGUGUGUGUGUGUGUGUGUGUGUGUGUGUGUGUGUGUGUGUGUGUGUGUGUGUGUGUGUGUGUGUGUGUGUGUGUGUGUGUGUGUGUGUGUGUGUGUGUGUGUGUGUGUGUGUGGCCAAUAUAUACUGAAGGACACUGAAAUGGUCCACAUGGGUUACAGGCCGUACUGAUGUAUGUCUGUUCUCUUCUUUAAGGGGCCAUAUUACACAAUUUUAAAAUUUCAUAUUUAAUCAAACUGAAUGGUUCAAAUUUUUUCCACUGUUCUGUAAUAAAGUAGUUGCCAAGUAAA
Molecule: messenger RNA, 2577 nt
Organism: Scophthalmus maximus (turbot)
Lineage: Eukaryota; Metazoa; Chordata; Actinopteri; Pleuronectiformes; Scophthalmidae
Gene: zmynd19
Product: zinc finger, MYND-type containing 19
Exons: 6
Coding region: 818-1507 (229 amino acids)
Source: RefSeq, a predicted model, not a curated record